Molecule: messenger RNA, 537 nt
Organism: Hibiscus syriacus
Lineage: Eukaryota; Viridiplantae; Streptophyta; Magnoliopsida; Malvales; Malvaceae
Exons: 4
Coding region: 40-537 (165 amino acids)
Source: RefSeq, a predicted model, not a curated record
CAGGUCUUUUUUAUAUCUAAGGAAAUACUACAGCUGGUGAUGGAGGAUGCCAUUGACGAUUGGCUUUUGUGCCAGAUUUAUUGGCUUCGGAGGGAGGAAACUGUUGCCCUAGGGAUUCGAUGGAUUCAAGAUCUCCUGUGGCCAGGUGGUAAAUUCUUUAGAACAAUAGGGAACAUUCACAGCAAAUUUGGUAAUGCUCAUAUCAACCAGACGCAUUCACCUUCGUUUAACUUCAGCCAAUUUUGUGGGAGUAAUGCCUCUAAACCUGGAUCCUUUGAGCAACAACUUGAGGCUACUCGUAGAGAAAGUGACAUAAAAAAGAUCAUUGUCGAUGGACCUCCAGCAACAUUAAUUAGCUUGAUUGGGUAUAAGCAAUACCGACGAUGUGCAAGAGACAUUUAUUAUUUCACUCAGUCUACUGUAUGUAUUAAGCAACUUGCUUUCGCGAUCGUAGAACUCUUACUUAUAUCAGUUUUUCCCGAGCUACGAGAUAUUGUGAUGGACCUUCAUGUCAAGAAACAUAUGAACGAGGCCUAG